AUGGAGGCAAUCACCCAACAACUUUUUAAGUUGAAGACUUCCACAAUCUCACCACCCGUAGCUUAUAUCUUUGAGUGUGAUUUGUGUGAUGGAAAAGACCACAACAGUAUAGAUUGCCUCAACUUUGGCCGUUCUCGCAAAGAAAAGGUUGACUAUGUGGGACAGGGUUACCCACAAAAUCGUCAAGGAGGAUUCUUCAACAACAACAAUCGCCUCAACAACAACAACUAUCAGCCCCCAGGCAGUGCACCUGCUGCAGUUAUUCGUCCAAACUUUGGGCUAAAUCCUCCACAACAACCAUAUCCGAAUCAGCGGCCCCAGCCCACUUACUAUAAUCCCAACAAGGAUUUUGAUAGAAGGCCACAAAAUCAAGGCCCACCAGGCUAUCAAACACAACCUCAAUAUAAGGGCCAAACUAGUGGAGCCUCUAACAACCAAACUGAAGAUAUGAGAAGAGUUGAUAUGCUCGAGAAGCUCAUGUUGGGACAACAAGCAUCCAUCUCCAACAUUGAAUUACAAAUGAGCAAUCUGGCCAAGAUAUUGAGUGAAAGACCCCCUGGAACUCUUCCCAGCCACACGGAGAAUAAUCCCAAGGAGCAACUGAAGGUCAUAACCCUUCGAAGUGGGAAGGGAACCGAGCCCCUACCCAUGAAGAUCACCAAACCAAGUACUCCUUCUCCAAUGAAGUCGCCCAAAAAUGUCAUAAUGGAAGCCGACCUGCAUAACGAGAAGACCGAGCUAAAUCUCUCAUCUGAGCCCACUCUGCCACCAUACCAACCAAAAGCUCCUUAUCCUGCCAGAUUGAACACGGAGCUUAGAGAUGCAGCUUACCAAAAUUUUCUGGAUCUUUUAGGUAAGGUGCAUGUCAACAUCCCCUUCAUUGCAGUCAUCUCCAAAAUGCCUCAUUUAUGA
Linum trigynum is the source of this 912-nucleotide messenger RNA. NCBI's taxonomy places the organism in Eukaryota, Viridiplantae, Streptophyta, Magnoliopsida, Malpighiales, Linaceae. The record is from the annotation of a GenBank genome assembly.